Molecule: messenger RNA, 993 nt
Organism: Annulohypoxylon maeteangense
Lineage: Eukaryota; Fungi; Ascomycota; Sordariomycetes; Xylariales; Hypoxylaceae
Exons: 5
Coding region: 1-993 (330 amino acids)
Source: RefSeq, a predicted model, not a curated record
AUGAAGUUACUCACAGCUACCGCGCUCGUUGCGCCUGUCUACGCCGGACUCCGCUUUCCGUGUUCGACUUUGACUAUUCAGCGUCUCGACCCCGUCGUCCAGCCCGGCGAGAGCCCGUCCGCCCACGUCCACCACAUCGUCGGUGGAAAUGCCUUCAAUGCUACCAUGGAAGGUGACGUUGGUGCCAGAGCCUCUUGCACCACCUGCCAAAUGUCCGAGGACUUUUCCAACUACUGGACUGCCCACUUAUACUUCAAGCACCCCACCAACGGCUCUUACCACCGCGUACCAGUGGUCCCCGUCCAGCCUUUGCUAGGAGGUUCCAACGGUGCCCAAGGUGGACUUACGGUCUACUACACCCAGUUCGACCUGAGCAGAGACAACCUCGGCCAACAAAAGAUCAAGGCUUUCCCUCCGGGAUUCCGAAUGACUGUCGGUAGCCCGACCGCUGAGACCCGAUCGCACAUCGGUCUCAACUACCAAUGCAUGACUGGAGGCAGCCGAGGUCCCCUGCGAUCCGACUUCCCCACUAGCCCAUGCUCGGGCGGUAUCUUUACCUCUCACCACUUCCCCGCAUGCUGGGACGGCAAGAACCUUGACAGCCCGGACCACCAGUCUCACAUGUACAACACCGUCGACUCGGACUACUUCAACAACGCACCUCCGUGCCCGGCUUCCCACCCCGUCCGUGUACCCCAAGUCACAUUUGAGACCACCUGGGACACGACCAAGUUCAACAGCAUGUGGACCUCGGGCGCCCCCAACCCAUUCGUCUGGAGUUUCGAGGGUAGCGGGUUCGGCACGCACGCCGACUACAUGUUCGGCUGGAAGGGUGAUGCUCUACAGCGCGCGAUGGACAAGUCCGAGUGCUUCUACGACGGCUGCGGAUCCAUCACCAAACAGGCCAUGGCCACGGCUAACCAAUGCAAGAUCGCCACCACGAUCGACGAGGAGACCGAAGGAUGGCUUGACAAGCUACCCGGUAUGCCAUGA